Molecule: messenger RNA, 2254 nt
Organism: Bufo bufo (common toad)
Lineage: Eukaryota; Metazoa; Chordata; Amphibia; Anura; Bufonidae
Gene: FOXA1
Product: forkhead box A1
Exons: 2
Coding region: 368-1642 (424 amino acids)
Biological process (GO): regulation of transcription by RNA polymerase II; anatomical structure morphogenesis; cell differentiation
Molecular function (GO): RNA polymerase II cis-regulatory region sequence-specific DNA binding; transcription factor binding; protein domain specific binding
Source: RefSeq, a predicted model, not a curated record
AGAGAACUUUGCUCAGUUUGCUCUCCCAUGGGUGCCAGACAGGUGUAGCUCUCUGUGCUGCAUGUUUCAAGGUUCUGCCAGCUCAUGGAGAGACGUGUGUGAGGAAGGAGGGAGUGAGGGAAGAAGAGGAGGAGAGAGAAGGAAGAGGGAAGUCCCUUCUUCAACGUAAGAUCCACAUCAGCUCAGCCUGCACUUUCCCAGUUCCCCUCCUGCUGCCAUUUGAUUUCGGGGACAGAGCAGAGCAGCCUGUCAAUCUGCUCAUCACCACCACUUCUGGUCACCAUCCCAACUGCUGCUACUGCUUCUUCCCACCUCCAUUUCUUGGACUAGAGGUCUGAAUGUUUCACUUAGGUACUUGGGAUCCAGGAUGUUAGGAAUUGUAAAAAUGGAAGGACAUGAGACAACAGACUGGAGCAACUACUACCAGGAGACUCAGGAGGCUUAUUCUUCAGUCCCGGUUAACAACAUGACUCAAGGAUUGGCGCCUAUGAACACUUACAUGACCAUGAAUAACAUGAGCUCUAGCAACAACAUGACACCGGGAUCUUUUAACAUGUCAUAUGCCAACUCGGGGCUAGCACCAGGCUUGAGUCCCAGUGGCAUGUCUGGAAUGGGUGCUGGAUCUUCCUCCGCUAUGAAUGGCAUGGGAUCUGGAGUGCCAACAAUGGGCACCGCUCUCAGCCCUACCAGUAUGAAUGCAAUGUCGGCCCAGCAAGCCUCCAUGAACAGCCUUAGCCCUUAUUCCAGCAUGAACUCAGGCAUGAGCCCCAUGGCUUAUGCCCCUUCCAACAUAAACAGGACCAGAGACACUAAAACUUUCCGAAGAAGUUACCCCCAUGCUAAGCCACCCUACUCCUACAUCUCAUUAAUCACCAUGGCCAUUCAGCAGGCCCCCAGCAAAAUGCUGACCCUCAGUGAGAUCUACCAGUGGAUCAUGGACCUCUUCCCUUACUACAGGCAGAACCAGCAGAGGUGGCAGAACUCCAUCAGGCACUCACUGUCUUUUAAUGAUUGCUUCGUUAAGGUGGCCAGGUCCCCAGAUAAACCUGGUAAAGGCUCCUACUGGACUCUUCACCCGGACUCUGGGAACAUGUUUGAGAAUGGCUGCUAUCUCCGUAGGCAGAAGAGGUUUAAAUGCGAGAAGCAGCAGGGUGGCAAAGGGGGGCAAGAUGGCAGGAAGGACCAGUCUGGUUCUUCAUCUCCUUUACAUCGGGUGCAUGGUAAGUCCAGCCAGAUGGACAGCAAUUCUUCCAUGUCUAACCCAUCCAGCAGUCCACAGUCCUUGGACCACGGUGGUUCUAAUGGAGAUAUGAAGCCGCAGGUAGCAGGUGGUCCAUCACCUUUACCCUCUCACACAACUCAUUCUUUAGUCCAUGAGUCCCACCUCCACCUCAAAGGAGACCCCCAUUACUCCUUCAAUCACCCCUUCUCCAUCAACAACCUGAUGUCUUCUUCUGAACAACAGCACAAACUGGACUACAAAGCCUAUGAGCAGGCCCUGCAGCAGUAUUCCUAUGGUGGGGGCCUGCCAGGCAUGUCACUUGGCAGUAAUAUGUCUGGAAGAGGGAGUAUAGAACCUUCAGCACUGGAGCCAACAUACUAUCAAGGGGUCUACUCCAGGCCAGUCCUUAAUACAUCCUAAUCGCCCCUGACUGGGAUGGAAACACCAUCCCACCACCACCUUUGUAGAACUGUUCUGAGACUGUUACUCUAUUAACCUAUUGCUUCACAAGAAUUAUUAUGAGAAAGAGAAGAACUGCAGUUUUUGGAGAUCUGUCCAUGUAAUAUAAAGCACAGAGGUCAACUAAGCUGCCACUGGGUGUAUUUAAAGAAACUGUCUAUCCUGUAUAUAUUGCUAAAUGUCUAUCGGUUUCUAGACAAGUUUACAUACUGAGGGUUGUAAUAAUUGGAAAAGAAAAAGAAAUCACAUUAUGGUUUUCUAUAUAUAUAUAGUUACUCCAAAAUUGUGAAGGACAUUUGUGCUGUGAAAAAAGUUACAUUUCUACUUUGCUUCAGGUCUGUGUUACUUGGGUGACCUUGCCUUGGAUUUCAUUUUGUUACUGGGAAGAAUAACUGGAUAUUGAGGCUAUGCUAUGCUGGUUUUAAGCCUGGCAGUAAAACGUCCCACUGAUGGUUUAGCUUUGCUAGAAAUGAUUUUUUCUCCUUUUAUUGUAUUUGUUUGCAUUUUAUUUCUUAUAGUGUUAUAUAUAAUAAAAAAAAAACAUAGGUCACUUCAUGAGCAAACAAGAGUCUA